This is a messenger RNA of Toxotes jaculatrix (banded archerfish), 5260 nucleotides long. It is a transcript of the gene lrp12, whose product is annotated as low density lipoprotein receptor-related protein 12. NCBI's taxonomy places the organism in Eukaryota, Metazoa, Chordata, Actinopteri, Toxotidae. The record is from RefSeq and is a predicted model, not a curated record. Gene Ontology annotation, molecular function: protein binding; low-density lipoprotein particle receptor activity. Gene Ontology annotation, cellular component: plasma membrane. The transcript is spliced from 11 exons. Bases 809 to 3442 code for a protein of 877 amino acids.
ACGAGAUCGUUACGUCACACACACACACACACACACACACACACACACACACACACAGCUGCCUGCCGACUGUUGUUGUUUAGCCCGACCCGUAGACACGAAGCUAACAGCUAGCAGUUAACACAAACUGCGGAGAUCUCGAUGGAGCGACGCUCUUAAGUGCUAACCUCUUAGUUAUCUCGGGUUAGUUGUCCCGCUCUGGGGUUUAUCGUGCUGUUGUGGCAGAGGACGGGCUAGCUCACCGCUUAGCUCCGUUAGCAUGUUCCAGCUAAUCGCCCAGUGUUAUUAAUGUUAGCCUCGUUAGCCGGGCUCUGUUAGCGUCAGGUUAAUUUAUUUCUAAAGCAGUGGCAGGUUAGCCUGGGGGCCAGCUUCUCUUUAGUUAGCUCACCCGUUAUUUAAACACAUAUGUCGUGUUGUUUUCGUCAUGUGUCGCGGUGUUAAGAUUACAGAGCUUGUAUCUGUGGCUAAAUGUUGCGCUUGUGGUUCAGUUCGUUUAGCUAAGGUUAACUGUUAGCUAGCUGGAGUCCGAUGUCUUUGUUUCCAUCGGUAGCAGAGAGUUUAUGAUGUGAGAGCAGGUUAGCUCUGUUAGCUUAGUUAGCAGGUAGGUUAUAGUGGACAGGAGAGUUUUUUUAAGAUAUCAGUGUGUGCGAAUGUUGCGGAUGCUAAGCUAACAUAAAUCCGUCUUCAGUUCAUUAUAUUUAUGUGCCAGAGUUUUAUUUAAUUUGCGGCUGACAUGCAGCUGUCAGUUUACUGACCAUCAUCAUCAUCAUCACAAAGCCCGGCGGCAGGUGGAAAGCUCGGGGUUAUUAUGGCCCUCAGACCAGACUGCAGGCACAGCCGCUCAACGUGUGUGAUCUACCUGCUCAUACUGUCAGGAUCCAUCGCUGCCUCUCAGAGGAACGACAACGUUUAUGUAUCUGGGAUUUCCAAUGCUUGCAGCGACGUGGCAGAGCUCCUGCGGGCGUCCAGUGGCAUCAUCACCAGCCCCGGCUGGCCCUUCCAGUACCCGGCAAGACUGAACUGCAGCUGGAACAUCAGGGCCCGACCUGGAGACACCAUCACCAUCAGCUUCCAGGACUUUGACCUGCAGGGUUCCCAUCGUUGUUCCUCAGACUGGAUUUCCAUCAGCAGCUACAGGAGCUUGGAUGGACUGAGGGUUUGUGGUUCCUCCCUGCCUCCACCCUACAUCUCCUCCCAGGACCACGUGUGGAUCCACUUCCACUCUGAUGACAGUCUGACAGGAAAAGGCUUCAGACUGUCCUACAUCACUGGUAAGCCAGAGGCGUCCAGCUGUGACGUGGACCAGUUCCACUGCUCUAAUGGGAAGUGCAUCCCAGACUGGUGGCGCUGUAACUCCAUGGACGAGUGCGGUGAUAAUUCGGACGAGGAGCUGUGUGUGGACUCUCCCUUCUCCUUCCAGCCCUGCAGCCUUAACCAGUUCCCCUGCCUGUCCCGCUACACCCGCAUCUACACCUGCCUACCGCACAGCCUCCGCUGCGACGGCAGCAUCGACUGCCAGGACCUUGGUGAUGAGAUCGACUGUGACGUUCCCACUUGUGGAGAAUGGUUGAGGAACUUCUACGGCUCCUUCAGCUCUCCAAACUACCCCGACUUCUACCCUCCAGGAAGUAACUGCACCUGGCUGAUCGACACCGGAGACCACAGGAAGGUCAUUUUGAGGUUUACCGACUUUAAGCUCGAUGGGACGGGUUACGGUGACUACGUGAAGGUCUACGACGGUCUAGAGGAAAACCCUCGGCGUCUCCUCAGGGUGCUGACUGCCUUUGACUCCAGAGCUCCGGUCGCGGUGGUUUCAUCGUCCGGUCAGCUCAGAGUUCACUUCUACGCUGACAAGAUCAACGCCGCCAGAGGUUUCAACGUCACCUACCAGGUGGACGGGUUCUGCCUGCCGUGGGAGGUUCCCUGUGGAGGGAACUGGGGCUGUUACACUGAGCAGCAGCGCUGUGACGGUUACUGGCACUGUCCCAAUGGUCGGGACGAGCUGAACUGUUCUUCCUGUCAGGAAGACGAGUUUCCCUGUUCCAGAAACGGAGCGUGUUACCCUCGAUCGGACCGCUGUAACUACCAGAACCGCUGCCCCAAUGGUUCUGAUGAAAAGAACUGCUUCUUCUGCCAGCCCGGGAACUUCCACUGCAAGAAUAACCGCUGUGUGUUUGAGUCGUGGGUUUGCGAUGCCCAGGACGACUGUGGUGAUGGCAGCGAUGAGGAGAGCUGUCCCGUUAUCGUUCCCACCAGAGUCAUUACUGCCGCUGUCAUCGGCAGCCUCAUCUGUGGCCUCCUGUUGGUCAUUGCCCUCGGUUGCACCUGCAAACUCUACUCGCUGCGUAUGUUUGAACGCAGGUCUUUUGAGACCCAGCUGUCCAGAGUGGAAGCAGAGCUUCUGAGGAGGGAAGCCCCGCCCUCUUAUGGUCAGCUGAUUGCCCAGGGACUGAUCCCACCUGUGGAGGAUUUCCCAGUGUGCUCUGGGAGCCAGGCGUCUGUCCUGGAAAACCUCCGUCUGGCUGUUCGCUCUCAGCUCGGUUUCACCUCCCUCAGGCUUCCUUCCUCCAGUCGUCAUAGCAACCUAUGGCGCCGGCUCUUCACUUUCUCGCGAUCUCGGCGGUCGGGUUCUCUGGCUCUAGUCUCUGCUGACCUGGAGGACAGUGCUGGUACUGGGAGCACUGGGAGUUCGGGUUCAGACCUGCUGUCUCCAGACUCAGACGAUACAGACACAGAGGGCGAACGAGGGAGGGAGCGAGGCGUGGGCGCGGUGGGCGGACCUGUGGCACCCCUCCCCCAAAAAACCCCGCCUUCCGCUGUUGUCGAAGCUGUGGUAUCCGUGACAACGUGUGUGACCCCUGCAACCCCAACACCAGGCCGAGAUCGAUGCUGCGACCGGCCCAGAGAGUCCUCACCGCCUUCCAGCCCCAUCACCAUGGUAACAUCCAAUCCAGAUCCAGAAUGUCACAGUGAUGCCUCAGAGCUCCAGGCCCCGCCCACCUCUGCCCUGCAUCGCCUGGCCCAGAACCUACACCGUCUUGCUAGGAACCUUACCAGAACCGGUCAGAGCCAGCAGAACCAAUCCUGGACCAAUCAUAGCCCACUCCGCCAGCUGGAGUCAGGAAGAAACGGGCCUGAAGCUGCCGAGCGACGAGGGAGCAGAGAAGAAGAAGAAGAUGUGGAGCUUCUGAUACCUGUGUCUGACUCUGACUCCUCGUCCUCCUCAUUGGUCAGUGAUAUUCAGCAGCCGCUGCUGGAACCCCACUCAUCCUCCACCGCAGGCCACGUUCCCCGGCAUCACCGAGGAAACAGUGCUCGAGGAGGGCGGGACGGCCCCUGCGAACACUGCAGGAUGGUCCACACUGCACAGAUCCCAGACGCCUGCCUGGAGGCAACGGGGAAGACGGAGAGCAGCGAUGAUGAACUUCUGCUGCUCUGCUAACAGGCUAAUCUGCAGGGCUAACAUGCUAACUGACACACUAAUACUAUCAAUUCUAGCCCAACCCAACACCUGAAGUUAGCUAACAUGCUAACUGACAAGACUAACACUGCUAAUACUACCCUGUCCCUACAUCUACAGUUAGCUCACAUGCUAACGGUCUGGCUAACAGUAAUACUACCCUGAUCCUGUAUUUCCAAUUUUAGACAGUAAGCCAACAUGCGCUUCAGUCUGGAUGACAACUAGCCAUAAAACAUUUCUUAGCAUGUGUUAGCAUGUUAGUUGGACUGAAGGUUAGCGCUCUGUAGGUUUUGGUCUCCAGUGAUGUAGGAAACGACCUGACCAAUCAGAGACUGCAGGGACUGAUGUCACUGAUUGGACUGCUGGUAUGGCCAUGAAAACCAUCCCCCGAUGCUCUCCUGGUCCGUCCAUUAAAACACUCCCCUCCCCCCCUGCAGGUGGACGCCCUGCCCUUUGGUACGACUUUCUGAACGCUGACUUACUGGUACGACUGUAAACCUGACAGAACAAACUGAGGGUUCCUGCCGAAGAGAUCAUUCAACUCUGAUCUGAUCCAGGAACCUCGCUGGCCUCUGAACACCUGGUCAGGUGCAGCAAUGUAAAUGGUCCCAUUUGUUUCCUCCGGCUGGUCUUUUAAAGGAAAGGAUGAGAAUAGGAAGGAUCAUGUGACCGUUGGAGGUAGCUAAAGAUAGCAGCUAGCAGGCUAGUUAAACAAAGGCAGUUCUCAGUACAGAAAAUAUAUAUAUGAAUAUAUCUGAAUAUAUUGGUUGUCGUGGAUCGGCUGGGUCCUUCACCAGUUUCACCAGUGGAGUUUUACUUUGCUAAUUUCAGGCUCUGGUAAAUUGUUAACCUGUGAAGUUCUUCUGGGCCAAAACUCACAGGUUCUCGUUUUGACUUCCAUCGUCGUCAAAUGAAUAACUAAUUUCAGUGUCCAUGCCUGAUGAUGCGUUUCCUGUCUGAAGCCGUGGAGCUGGGUUUGUGCUGUGGAUCCUUUUUUUUAUGCGUCGACAUAAAACAAAGCACCACACAGCAGAUCCAGUUCUGUCAUUACUCUCACGCCUUUAGAAACACGAAACCCAUCCUACGGACGGAGGCUUGAUGUUAGUGUGGGUGGGGCUACCUCCAUCGGUCAUGUGACCAUGGUCACACCUAUCGUAGUGGUCCUCAUCAUCAUCUUACAGGUGGUUGUGAUGCUUCAGGUUGCUGUAUAGUUCCCCCCCGAUGUUUCUGCCUGUUCAGUUCUCUGACUGGUUCUAAAGGGAAGACGAGGUUCCAAAGCUGACGGUUCCGGUGACAAACAGGUCGAGAGCUGUGGCUUCUAAAAAGAUUCAACAGAAAGUUUGAGAGCUGAUGAUCAAGAACGUUUACAGAAGCAGCUUCAACAGCUGAAAGAUAUUUUUGUUUGUAAGGUCACGACCAGCGUUUCAGCUGAUGUUUCAUGUUGGACCGACACCAUCAGGUGUUCAGUGUCAUCAGGUGUACCAGUCUGACGCCAUCCAGAUGAUGUAAGCCCCCCCCCCCCCCCCCAAGACUGAAGCCAUUCAAACUGACCCGUCUGUAUUUAUGACCUUUGUUACUCUUUGGUACUCACAUCUCAGCUGACCCCGUGUGACUGUGACUGUGUAUAUUUAUUAUUAUUAUUAUGAUUAUGAUUAAUAUGAUUGUGUGUAUUGUGUUUAUUCGCUGUUGUGUAGCUGUUUUUCUGACCUGCAUGAUUCCAGCUGUUUGAUGUUAGUUUUUCUUUCAGUCUGUAAAGUCAAAAACUGUUAAACUGCACUAAAGAUUAAAGGUUCACGUUUC